UCACUCGCACACAGUUUUCUUGAUACGUUUUUCUGCGAGAGAAAAGCGGGACCCGCGAUGGAAAAAUAUGAAUAAAUUCUGUGCUCUUAAAAAUUAUUGAUUUUUCAUCAGUUAAAUAAGCGACGCAGCUAAUUUCAUACGCAGCUAGCGGUCAAAAACAUAUAAGCGGCACUCCAGUAUUUACUUAAAAUCUAGUCUAAAAAGUUUCUAUAUUCUUUGUACUUAUAUAAUCUGUGAUACAUUUGGAUUUGUGCAAUUUAUCGGCCAAAGAUAUAUUAUGUUUAACUAAUUGGUUAUGGAAACCAAUAUGGCGUUACCUCCACAGCAGUUUUGCGUGAGGUGGAACUCCUAUCAUACUAAUUUACAGUCAGUAUUCCCUCGUCUUCUCCUCACGGAGCAGUUCGCCGAUGUGACAUUGGCCUGUGAGUCUCGGCAGUUAAGAUGCCACAAGUUGGUUCUCUCUGCCUGUUCGGCCUAUUUAGAGAGACUACUGCUUCAGAAUCCAUGCAAGCAUCCCAUCGUCCUUAUGAGGGAUAUGAGGUUCAGUGAAAUGCAAGCGUUAGUGGAUUUCAUGUAUAAAGGCGAAGUUAACGUAACUCAGGAAGAACUCCCCAGCCUACUCAAGUCCGCCGAAGCGCUGCAGAUCAGAGGCCUCUGCUCGAGUGAACCCGGUUCGCUGUCAGAACUUAAGACUGAGAACAAGGACUAUUCGGUGGCGAGCGAAGCCUUGGUUGCGCACGCGCAGCGAGACAAUACUAACGGUCAGCAACAGCAAAAGGUGACAACGAACGGACAGAAGAAGCGUAAAUCGGAAGAGAGGGAGAGGGGUUCCGAAGUGAAAGAGGAGACGGUAGAAGAAGAUGGACUUUACUACGGCGAGUUGGACCAGGAUCAUAUGGAGUAUCAGGAGGAAGAGGAAACUAGCAAACCCGGAAGUAGCUUAGGACAAACUUCGGCUCGUAAACCCUACUUACGCGUGAAGCCCGAGAGCGAAUUGUUUUUUGAAACGAAGUUACAGAAUUUAGCCAACUCCCAAUACAUAAGUAAACUAUCGAAAAUGACCCCGACGGAAAUACAAAACGAAUUUUCUAAAUAUGGUAUCACCAAUGUGAGUGACGAUUUCGUCCAGAAAACCUUAGAAAACGACUACUACAAGUCCUGGUUGGAACAAAACGGCGAAUUAGAAGUGUCCCUAUUGAAAGCGAACCAAAUCAAAAAGAAAAACGAGGCGAAAAACCAAAAAUCUGAGGUCGAACUUAUUCCACGACCGAAGGACGCCGCUAAAGAAGUUUACCCUAAAAUUGGGGAAAAGACGAUCAGGCGUCGCGGGCGUCCACCGAUUUUUAAGGACAAAAACGUUGACAUCGGCGACACAGUAUUGAAAGCAGAUUUGGAUCAAUUUCUGGAGGGGAAAGAAGUUAGUUCCUCGGGGCUUUCGAGGAAGGACUUGGAGAGAGUUAUGAUGGGAAAGUUCAAUCCCAACAGGCGGUAUUCUAACGAAGCUAUGUGGGCAGCCCUCAUGGAUGUCAAGAAGGGAGGGAGUAUUUACAGAGCUGCUCAAACCCACAAGGUGCCGAGAAAAUCGCUACGUAAUUGGAUGAAGAGAUGCCACAUUAAAUCUUCGUUCCCGAUGCCGCAACAGCUGAAACAGUUUGUGGAGAACAGUAAGAAACAACGCGAAUUCAAAACUGACAAUAUCGAACCACAAAACUUGGAAAACGAAGAAGCCAAUUAUGAUCCUGAAAUCGAUUUCGGAAAGCAUUUCUUGUCGUUUACAACACAUAUGUCGAGCGAGGACGAGAAUGGUAGAACGCUCGACGAUUCUACCAAAAAUGAGGGCAACUCUGCUCUUAAUAUGUCAAUGCAUGAAUAAGUUAUUUAUAGUUUAUAGUAGAACAGGGUUAUUUUGUGUGUUAGUCUCGUUUACGUUUUGUAUUUUUCCAAAUUAUUACUUUUCAGGAUUUAUAUAUUUGUUUAUAUAUCUUGUAAUUAUUGUUUAUUUUCAAAAUAACCCUGUGUGAACAUUGUUAUAAUUUAUCGCGCAUAAUAGUCUUAGGUUUAUCGGCGCCAAAAACUUAUCUUUACCGGUACAUUCGUUACUGCUUCAAGUAAAACUACAUUCAGGUGCCUCUGAAAAAAAUUUAAAGUAUUUUUAACACAACACGCAGUUGUGUAAAAAUAUAACACAUAUUUUUAUUGUUUCAUAUGUGUAUUUUGCCUUAAUUUCACGAGAGCUUGGGCUAGGGCACAAGCCUAGCACCGAACGUAUAAGAAACAUGGAAUUUGUCAGACUGUUCGUCCAAAGAACUGCCUUAUAUUAUGCCAAAUUGAAUUUUAAAUUACCAAAGUUAAUAACCAUAUAAUAAAUAUUUAAAAUAUUAACAUUUUUGCCAAAAAAAAACCUAUAUUUGUUGUAUGGUGUGAAAAUGGCUGCCAAAGAUAUUAACGGCUUGCUGAUUUAAAAAAUAUAUUUAUUUAAUUCCAUUAAUUACUUUUUUAAAUCCAAAGACCUCGAAGAAAAAUGAUAUGCUAUGCAUAAAAAUAUUUAAAUUGGUUUUACAUUAUAAUAAGAUUUUAUUUAAUAUUAUAAAUUAAUAGGGAAUUUAAAUUAUUACUUUUAAUAAAUACUUACAGUAUAUAGAUUAAACUAAUUUGUUUCUCGUAAUAUACUGUUCAAUUAAUUUUUAAUGUGCAAUAAUUACCUUGAAUGUUGCCAGUAAAUUCUACCAUUUUGGUAGUCCCGGCAUUUCCUUUUAGUUGUUAUGUAGUAAUAGUAAAUGUAAUGAAGUCGGAUAACAUUGAAACGUUAAAGUUGAAAAAUUUUCAUUUAGAUUUGAAAUACUUUAAAAUGUUUUAUUUUCCUCUUAAAUAGUAAUUGUAUUGAUGUUAUCCAAAUAGCCACGUUAUCUCUAUUGGAUAUUGCCGACUAUUUUGGUGUUCAAAUAUAUUAAAGGCAUUCUUCAUAGCAAGAAAUAUUUGUGAUAAACGUAACUGAAAUUAGGACCGAUAAUUAUUCUUCUGUUUUGACAAAUUCAUCUCUUAUUGUGCCGACAGUCAUCUUAUUCAAACAAUUAAUUCAAUAGAGAUAGUCAAAGGCGUUUAUAGUAUAUAAGUAAAUAUUUGGCCUUAACCUCGUGCUUGUCUGGACAUUGUCCGUUAUAAAAGACUUAAAUUUUAGUAUCUUAGUGUUUUAUCCAAAUACACAAAAGUCAAUCUAAUUAGGCGCUGCUUAAAAUUUUCUACACUUUUAAGUAAAUCCUAUAUUUGAAUGGCAUUUGAGUGCAGCUCUAAAGUUUUGAAUAUUUAUUAUCAUAUAGAAGUGUAUUAUGUGUUUUAGAUUUAAUCGAGAUACAGUUUGCCAUCUCUCAGAGAUGCCAAAAGCCCUUUAAACUAGUGUUAUUACUGAAGUCGUACUUAACGUGGUACCAAAUCUUUAAUAACUUUAAACGUAUGUUUAAUUGAACUGAGUAUACGGUUGCUGCGGCUUUGUAUCCUUACUUGUACUUAAUAUGUAUUUUAUAUAACUUUUGAAACAGGCCUAAUUGAAAACAUUGUUUUGUUGUUCCUUAGGCGUUAACGUUACGACGGUUUUAACGAGCAAUUUUUAAUAACAUUAAAUAAUUAGAACGAAUAACCCUAGUAGAUAUAUUCAAGGUUAAAAAAGAUUUAAAAAGCCUAAACUACGUUCCUAUAUUAUUUUAGCUCGCAUCUACUAAAAUGUUCUACCAAAAAUGUAUUUCUGAUCUAUUCUCAAAAGGAAAUAUAGAACUCGAAGUGUCCUUUGUUCGUUAUAAUGAGGGUAACUUUGGAAUUUAAUUCAGAGUUUGGAUGCCUUUCUUUACUUUCUAUGUAUGGGCGUAUUCUACUAAAUAUUGAAUCGUAUGUGUUCAGUAGUGUUUUUAAUUGGAAUUUAUGGUUAAAGUGUUGCCAGUAACAAAUAUUUAGUAGAAAGUUAUGCCCGUAAUCCAUGAAGUGCCUAUUUAGUAUAUAUAACAUAUACAUAACUUUAGUGCGUAAGUAUAAUUAUUGUAGAUAGUUUAUAUACCAAUAUGUACUUAUUGCCUUAAGAUUUUACGGUUUUAUUUGACUAUUUCAUAGGAAAUUUCGCUGAUAAGUAUGACAAAAAUAUAAAAAUUAAAUCAUUGUCAAGUUAUGUUAUUUUAUAACUUCUAAACGUUUGUUCACAGUAUUAAUUUUGUCUUAUAUUCGCGUUAUAUUAUUUACUAAUAUUAUGUACUUAGUAGAAUAAUUGGAAGUUUGAGUUUUAUCAUGCAUAAAGUUAAUAUUAUAGUAAAUGUAUUGUCAAUUUAUAAAAUUAUAAGUUUUCUUUCAUCCGGUUUCUCUAAUGAUCCAACAUUCUAUUAAAUCAAUACCUACUGCUGCUGCUUCCAAUUUCUAUGUUAUCAGGAAGACAGACAUAUGUGUUGCUACAAAUGAUAAGUCAAAAUGUUAUUAAUUUAUUUCGCGUUUAACUGUUUUAGGGGUUUUUUGUAAACUGUAUAUUUAAUGUUAUGUUAGAAACCGGAUUUUAAAAGUAAGUUUACGAGUCUGCUAUAUAACUCCGCCCGAAAAUAAUAAUGUAUGUUAUAUGUCAAUAAAUAUUUAUAUGUAUGCAA
Pieris rapae (cabbage white) is the source of this 4616-nucleotide messenger RNA. RefSeq names its product protein bric-a-brac 2. The record is from RefSeq and is a predicted model, not a curated record. Gene Ontology annotation, cellular component: nucleus. Gene Ontology annotation, molecular function: protein binding. The transcript is spliced from 9 exons. Lineage: Eukaryota; Metazoa; Arthropoda; Insecta; Lepidoptera; Pieridae. The coding region runs from base 296 to 1873 and encodes 525 amino acids. Gene Ontology annotation, biological process: regulation of transcription by RNA polymerase II.